Messenger RNA from Penicillium brevicompactum, 678 nucleotides. RefSeq lists its product as uncharacterized. The transcript is spliced from 3 exons. NCBI's taxonomy places the organism in Eukaryota, Fungi, Ascomycota, Eurotiomycetes, Eurotiales, Aspergillaceae. The record is from RefSeq and is a predicted model, not a curated record. Bases 1 to 678 code for a protein of 225 amino acids.
AUGGUCUCAAUCCCGGCGCAGCACCCUGCUCUCACUUUCCUCAAUCGAGACGUCUUCGCCAUCGGUAGCAUCAUCAUCAAGUCGGGCCAUCUUCAUUCGCAAGGGAGUGGCCAGUUCACGGAUACCUGCUACUCGUAUGCCGACGAAAAUGAAAUCCAGGCUGUGGCCCUCGCGAAAAAAGCUUUGAAAGAUGUUAGAGUGCCCGAGAUAUACUUUGCUGGCAAGAUUUAUGGUCGCCAAGUGUUAAUCCAGGAACGGAUCCCGGGUGUUGCAUUAGCCGUUGCAUGGCCUUACCUCUCUCAGCAUCAAAUGGAUUCUUUUCGAGAGCAAGCACGGGAGAUACUUCGAGAACUGCACUCUAUCAAGCCCUCCGAUGGACGUCAGGUUCGUUCCCACGUCGUGCCUGAUCCCAAUAUCCGCGAAACCGGUCGUAUACAACCACUAGAGUGCGAUAUCCUUUUCUCGGAGACCAAUGAGGAUUCAGACAUGAGCUUCAUGCACAACGACUUUUCAGAGUCCAACUGUAUAGUUGAUGAUGACAAGAUUGUAGGGCUCAUUGAUUGGGAAAUGGCUGGCUUCUUUGGCUGGAAAACGGCAGGCAAAGUCCAUCGUAUGGCAAGGCCACACGAUACUUCUUUCUGGGAGGAGCUGUACGAUCACGGUAUGCCUGAGCCUUGA